AUGGAUGAAAAAAACAGAGACGGCACACCAGAGUUGUCUCAAGUUGCACCAUUUGAUAUGAAUUGGAGCGAGCACGUACUGGUGCACCGUGGAAGUCACAGCUGUUUCUACAAGGUAUAUUGGAAGGAAAAAGAUCUCUGGCUUGGAUUAAAAGAAGAAGAAUGUAUAGAUCCUCAAGCUGUUGUGAGGACAAUACAAACCAUUAAGCGUUUGCAUUCAAACUUUAUUCUUCACUACUACCAUGCUUUUGUUGAUGGUGAUAAGACUGUUGUGCUGCUGACUGAGCUGAUGGACUAUGCCCUCAAAGACCUGCAUCGCCAGGACAACCGACAUCAUCAUCGAUUCACGGAGAGACAGAUGAAAGCUGUUGCAUUUCUAACACUGCACGCAUUGGCAGAUCUACAUGACCGGUUCUGCAUGGUGCACGGGGAUGUAAGUCCUUCGAACAUUCUUUUACGAUUAUCAGGGGAAUUAAAACUUGGGGAUUUGUCUAGCGCGAUGUCUGUGUAUGCGCCUGUCGAGUACUUUUCUGGUACUAUUUUUUAUACUGCCAUUGAGGUCUUGAAAGAUCGGCAACUGGCUUCCAGUCCAAGCAGCGAUAUAUGGGCUCUUGGGGUAACAUUAUACCAAUGUAUAAAUGGUGAUCAUCCAGUUUGCAAAACAAGCAAUGAUGAUUUCUGGUCAUUUUUAUCGGCGAUGGAGUUUGCAAUGAAGACGAAGCAGCAACCUAUGUCUUUGUCACAUUAUAGCAAUAAUUUUCAUAACUUCAUAACCUCCAUGCUUCAAUGGGACCCUGCGCUGCGGCCCACAGCUCGUUCGCUGCUGAGCCAUACCUGGUUUUCGAAUUUUACCAUCGUUGAUGCCCAACAAGAGUUACACUUGAUGACUGCUUGA
Messenger RNA from Trypanosoma theileri, 894 nucleotides. Its product is annotated as protein kinase. The record is from RefSeq and is a predicted model, not a curated record. Gene Ontology annotation, cellular component: cytoplasm. Gene Ontology annotation, biological process: protein phosphorylation. Lineage: Eukaryota; Euglenozoa; Kinetoplastea; Trypanosomatida; Trypanosomatidae. Gene Ontology annotation, molecular function: ATP binding; protein serine/threonine kinase activity. The coding region runs from base 1 to 894 and encodes 297 amino acids. The transcript has a single exon.